GUUUUGGCAGCUCUAAUUCGUACCGUAUACAGAAUAUUAUAUUGGUAAAAAAAAGUCUCGGUUAGAUGGUGCUCCUCAGGCCUGUGGAGGACUACUUGUAGCAUUAUCCUUUAGCAGAGGUCUCAGCCAACGCCCAGCCAUGUCCACUUCGAACGGGGGCGUGGCAGCGGGCGGCGCAGGAAGCAGCGGCGGAGGAAGCGUCGCUUCCCCUGGCGAUUGGAUUUGCCCAGAUUACGACUGUCGCCAUCUGAACUUCGCCCGCCGAUUGCAGUGCAAUAAAUGCGACCGCGACCGCGAUGGCAGUGAUAAGCCGGAGCGGGAUAGGGAUAGGGAUCGAGAUCGGGGCAAUGGCAGCAGCAGCAGUAGCAGCAGCUCCAGCAAGAAGAAGCUGGGCACGGAGAUCGGCAAGGCGGCGGCCGACAAGUCGCGGGGCCUGUUCAGCGCCGAGGAUUGGCAGUGCAGCAAGUGCGCCAAUGUGAACUGGGCUCGUCGCCAAACCUGCAACAUGUGCAACGCUCCCAAGUUCUCGGACGUGGAGGAGCGUACUGGAUUCGGCGGUGGUUACAACGAUCGCGGCGUGGUGGAGUACAAGGACCGCCAAGAUUCGGACAGCGAGUACGAUGAGUUUGGGCGUCGCAAGAAGCGAAAGCACGGCGAGCACCGAGAAGACUCCAAGCGGGCCAGGAGGUCCAGUCGAGAUGAGCCGCGAAGGGAGGAGGAAGACGAUGAGGACGAUGACGAUGGAGACGACGAGGAUCUGUCAAAGUACGAUCUCUGGGGCGACGAGGAGGUCACAUCCACGGAUGCCAAGAGCAAAGGGGCCAUGGGCAAUGGCGACAAGGAGCGCAAGCGUACUUCUCGCGACUCUACAUCUUCCGUGUCCUCCUCGUCGUCGUCUAGUUCGUCCAGCUCCAGUGACUCGUCGUCGAGCAGCUCGAGUAGCUCCAGCAGCGGCGGCAAGCGAAAACACGGCUCGCCCCGCAGACGUUAGCUGCGAACCGUACCCUUUAAGAACUUCCCUCUAAUUGCAUCUGUUUUCACACAUUUCUAAAAGGCAAUCAUUCUUGCCUGAUUAUUUAUUUGCCAGUCUGCGCUCAGAUGAUCAUGACACGUGGUACGCUGUCCAGUCUACUCUAAAAGUAUAAUAAAACGUAUAAUUUAAGAACA
Drosophila subpulchrella is the source of this 1167-nucleotide messenger RNA. RefSeq names its product zinc finger Ran-binding domain-containing protein 2. Gene Ontology annotation, molecular function: RNA binding; lipopolysaccharide binding. The coding region runs from base 140 to 991 and encodes 283 amino acids. Gene Ontology annotation, biological process: RNA processing. The record is from RefSeq and is a predicted model, not a curated record. The transcript has 3 exons. NCBI's taxonomy places the organism in Eukaryota, Metazoa, Arthropoda, Insecta, Diptera, Drosophilidae.